AUGGCCCCCAAAAGAAAAUUAGAGGCUACUGGCGCUGUGGAGGAGAGCGAAAGGGCUUUGCACUCUUUGUUUCAGAAUGUCGCUAACAAUCUCUCUCGCUUUUAUUUUCAGUCACUCGAUCAUCAGAAGCUUGCUUUUGCCGCUGGUGAAAAGUACGCUUAUGUAAAACUUCACGAGUGGAUGCUAAAGAUAAUGCAAGAGGGUAGAAUGGUCACCGUGUCUCAGAUUCUUACCUAUUUGAAGGGGGAGCUGAACGACGUGGGCCCCACAGGACAAGGGGAGAGCGGAGGAUCACAAGAGAACACAAUGGGAGCUGACAUGGCACCGUCCUCGUCAUCUGCUGCUAAUGCCGUACACUUUGAAUCCGUCCGCAAUUUCGUUAGGGUUUUGAUUAGGGAGAUGGAAACGGCAAACUGGGACAUCCGAUCUGGAACUGGCUGUCCGCUGCCCCCAGCCUGCAACCCAUAUUCACGGCCAAAGCCCCAAGGAAGGGAACCAAUCGGAGAUCCCAGCGCCGCCGUCGUUGCACGAAGUGCUGGCGGAGGCGUUUAUGAACUGGAUGUUGAGGUCGGUGGAGGUGAGGACGGGAAGCCCAGCCUCGUCCGACGCUUGGGCAAGGUGGAAGGUCACAGGGAGGCCCCCGGCGGAGCCCGGCGUGGCGUUUGUGAUGAAAGAUCAUAG
This is a messenger RNA of Striga asiatica, 681 nucleotides long. NCBI's taxonomy places the organism in Eukaryota, Viridiplantae, Streptophyta, Magnoliopsida, Lamiales, Orobanchaceae. The record is from the annotation of a GenBank genome assembly.